UCAGCUUGACUUAAAAAACUCAAGCUUGAACUUGAGUCGAGUUCCAUAGUACAGGUUCGAGUUUGACUAGCUGAACUCAUUUCUGUUAAUCUGUCUCUUUUCCUUUAACAGGUCAACCUAUUAACUCGUUCAACUACGAUAAACCAUUUUUGAAUAGUCAAGCCGAACCGAGAUUAAACGAGUGGAGCCUCAAAGUAUAAAUUUAAACUCGAACUCUAAUGAUCUAUAAACUAGUUGAGAUCCAGUAGAGUUCUUUCCAGUCGAGCCAAGACUCGUUACGCAGCCCUCCAUCUGGAUAAAGCCGGCAGCCGUGCCGUGUGCUAUAAAUUCUUCCCCUAAGUUCAAUCAAUGAAUCUGCAAGCACAAGUGGCGUCUUCUUUGCCGUCUGUCUCAGGAAAAAGAAAAGAAGAGGAAGAGAGACAUGUAUUCAUCUGCCUUCCUCUUGUUCGUGAUAGUGAUCGUCAUCUCCGCCUUUGGGCUGCGCUUCCACGCCCCUUCUCGCUCGGCCGGUGGGAGGAGAACAAAUGCCAUGCUGAGAACGUAUCCCCUGGUGGGCGACCUGCCGGGGUUCAUCCGCAACCGCCACCGCUUCCUGGAGUGGUCGACGGAGGUCCUGGCAGCCAGCCCCACCCUCACGGUUGAGAUGGUCCGGCCCGUAGGCUUCCGGGGGAUAACGACGGCCGACCCGCGAAAUGUCGAGCACAUCCUCCGCAACAACUUCACUAACUACCCCAAGGGCGAAGAGUUCGCGGAAAUGCUCCGCGACUUCCUUGGCGACGGCAUCUUCAACGCCGAUGGUGAGACGUGGAAGGGCCAGCGGAAGACGGCCAGCUUCGAGUUCAAUACGCGCUCGCUCCGCAACUUCGUCAUCAACACCGUCCGCGAGGAGAUACGCGGUCGGCUCGCGCCGCUUCUAGCCAGGGCAUGUGUAGAGGGCAGGGCCCUCGACCUGCAGGACGUCCUUGAGCGCUUCGCUUUCGACAACGUCUGCCGUGUCGCCUUCGGCGAGGACCCGGCCUGCCUCAGGCAGGUCUCGCCGGAAAACUCAGCCGAAUUGCCGGCAGAAGGGAAAGUAAAUGAUGUGCCUUGUUCAAUUUCCGAGCACGCGAGUUUGAAGAAUCGAACCGACGGGAUUUCGAAAGAGGACGGGCGGGAAGACGAGGACAACUCCCAGUUUUCAUUGGAAAAUCAGAAGCCCACAGCAACCGAUGGUCACGAGGAACCAAUCACCCAACAGGAGGAAUUUCCGAAGCAAUAUUCGCGUGAAGACGGUGGAACGAUGAUGGAAAGCCAUUCAUCAGACGAUCGCCUGCUGGAGUCUAGGCCUUUCGGCCAGCUUGCGCCAGAACGGAACAGAAAGGGGGGACACUCUAAAGCAUCUCAAUCGGAGAUCCUCAGCUUCCCGACAAAUAUUUCGCGGGAAAACAGGGGUUCAAAAAUGACAUUGCUGGAGGACACGAUCUCCUGCGGAUCUCGACCGGAAUCCGUGCCUCCAGCUACACCGGUCGCAUCACUCGAAAGCAAACCAGCGCCGGAACCCACAUCCUCCGGAGGUGAACAAGACCACCACCUCCUGAACAAGGUCCUUCCAGAGAACAAGUUCGCUCGAGCAUUUGAGGACGCGGCGAUGCUGAGCGCCGGCCGCUUCCUCCACGCCUUCUCCUUCCUGUGGAAGAUAAAGCGGCACCUCAACCUUGGCUCUGAACGCCGACUCCGCGAUUCGAUCGCGCUCGUCCACGGCUUCGCGACGAAGAUAAUCCGGUCACGGAGGGUCGAGAUGUCGGUCUCCUCCUGUGUUGAUUCGCCUAGGGCAGACCUUCUCUCCCGCUUCGUCUCCGACGAGACCCUAUCGGAGUCCUACCUUAGGGACAUCGUCGUGAGCUUCAUCCUCGCCGGACGCGACACCACCUCCUCCGCCCUCACGUGGUUCUUCUGGUUGCUCUCCCGCCGACCGGACAUUGAGCGCAAGAUCCUCGGAGAACUCGCCACCGCCCGGCAUAUCCGACGUCAGAUCUCCGGCAUCCACGACGUGGAAAACGACGAGAUAUUUGGGUUUGAUGAGCUCCGGGACAUGCACUACCUGCAGGCAGCGAUCUCGGAGUCCAUGCGAUUGUACCCGCCCGUGCCGGUCGACACGAAGCACUGCCUCAGCGACGACGUGCUGCCAGACGGGAGCUCCGUCCGGAAGGGGUGGUUCGUAGCGUACAACUCGUACGCCAUGGGUCGGAUGCGGGAGAUCUGGGGCGACGACUGCCUGGAGUUCCGGCCGGAGAGGUGGCUCUCUCCGGAGGGAUUAUUCAGGCCGGAGAACCCGUUCCGGUACCCUGUCUUCCACGCCGGGCCAAGGGUCUGCCUGGGCCGCGAGAUGGCCUACAUCCAGAUGAAAUCCGUGGCCGCCUUCCUGAUCGAGCGCUACGAGGUCGAGGUUCUCCGCCGCGACGCAGGCCCUCCGCCUUAUGCCCUCUCGCUGACGCUCCGCAUGAACGGCGGCCUGCCCGUUCGCCUCCGUCCUAGGCCAGUCCUCUGCGCAUGACCUAUGGCCUAGAGAAUCAAUGGCCUAGAGAAUCAGAGAUACGUUUUCGCCUGCCUAGGCAUAUGGCCGCAGGUGUACGAAUGAAGAUAGGCACUAGGCAGCCAUUGUUCCGUACCCAACUUUUCUUAAAUAGUAUGCAUGUCAGCCCGACUGUUCUUUGCCGGAGUGGGCACAUCAAUGGUGCGGUCUGGGAAAAGUUUAUCACCAGAAACCAAAAGAGAGAAAAAAAAUAAUACAUGUAACCUGUUUAGAGCUCUUCCAUCCUUUAUUAU
Messenger RNA from Nymphaea colorata (pocket water lily), 2805 nucleotides. RefSeq names its product cytochrome P450 94A2-like. The transcript has a single exon. The record is from RefSeq and is a predicted model, not a curated record. Gene Ontology annotation, molecular function: oxidoreductase activity, acting on paired donors, with incorporation or reduction of molecular oxygen; iron ion binding; monooxygenase activity. Lineage: Eukaryota; Viridiplantae; Streptophyta; Magnoliopsida; Nymphaeales; Nymphaeaceae. Bases 422 to 2533 code for a protein of 703 amino acids.